This is a messenger RNA of Callithrix jacchus (white-tufted-ear marmoset), 4061 nucleotides long. It is a transcript of the gene EVI5L, whose product is annotated as ecotropic viral integration site 5 like. NCBI's taxonomy places the organism in Eukaryota, Metazoa, Chordata, Mammalia, Primates, Cebidae. Gene Ontology annotation, biological process: regulation of GTPase activity. The record is from RefSeq and is a predicted model, not a curated record. Gene Ontology annotation, molecular function: GTPase activator activity; small GTPase binding.
CGGACGGGGCCUCGGGGGCGGGGCAGCGGCUCCUGUCAGCGGGUGAAAUGGCAGCGGCGGAGCCGGCGGCGGCCGCGGUCCCGGGGGGCGGCUGAGGGGGCCGGGCCGGGGCUACGAGGCGAACGGCGUGGCUGGGAUCCGGCGGCGCAGCCGGGAGCGGCGAGGCUCGGCACCGCGAUGGCGGCGCGCUCGGCGCAGGUCUUGGAGAAUGUCCUUCCAGUCAGAGGGAACAGAGUGUGCACAGACAACGGCAAGAGGAGACCCAUGUGCCUGGAGGACUGAGUGUGCCAGGCAGGGAUGCAGAAAGAGACAGAGCUGUGAACCAACCCCGUUUGUGGCUAACAAGUUCACACACCAUGGCGAGCCCCACUCUGAGCCCCGACUCCUCAUCCCAGGAGGCCCUGUCAGCCCCCACCUGCUCACCCACCUCUGACUCCGAGAACCUCAGCCCCGAUGAGCUAGAGCUGCUGGCCAAGCUAGAAGAGCAGAACCGGCUCCUGGAGGCCGACUCCAAGUCCAUGCGUUCCAUGAAUGGCUCGAGGCGGAACAGCGGCUCCUCACUGGUGUCUAGCUCCUCGGCCUCCUCCAACCUGAGCCACCUGGAGGAGGACACAUGGAUCCUGUGGGGCCGGAUCGCCAACGAGUGGGAGGAGUGGCGGCGCCGGAAGGAGAAGCUGCUCAAGGAGCUGAUCCGAAAGGGCAUCCCGCACCACUUCCGGGCCAUCGUGUGGCAGCUUCUGUGCAGUGCCACGGACAUGCCAGUCAAGAACCAAUACUCCGAGUUGCUCAAGAUGUCCUCGCCGUGCGAGAAGCUGAUCCGCAGGGACAUCGCCCGCACCUACCCGGAACACGAGUUCUUCAAGGGCCAGGACAGCCUGGGCCAGGAGGUCCUCUUCAACGUCAUGAAGGCAUACUCGCUGGUGGACCGGGAGGUAGGCUACUGCCAGGGCAGCGCCUUCAUCGUGGGGCUGCUCCUCAUGCAGAUGCCCGAGGAGGAGGCCUUCUGUGUGUUUGUGCGGCUGAUGCAGGAAUACCGGCUUCGGGAGCUCUUCAAGCCCAGCAUGGCUGAGCUUGGGCUCUGCAUCUAUCAGUUUGAGUAUAUGCUGCAGGAGCAGCUCCCAGACCUCAACACCCACUUCCGCUCCCAAAGCUUCCACACAUCUAUGUAUGCCUCGUCCUGGUUCCUCACACUGUUCCUGACUACCUUCCCACUCCCAGUUGCCACCCGGGUCUUCGACAUCUUCAUGUAUGAGGGGCUGGAGAUCGUGUUCCGAGUGGGCCUCGCCCUGCUGCAGGUGAACCAGACGGAGCUGAUGCAGCUGGACAUGGAGGGGAUGUCCCAGUACUUCCAGAGAGUGAUCCCCCACCAGUUCGACAGCUGCCCAGACAAGCUCGUCCUCAAAGCCUACCAGGUCAAGUACAACCCCAAGAAGAUGAAGAGGCUGGAGAAGGAGUAUGCAGCUAUGAAGAGCAAGGAGAUGGAGGAGCAGAUCGAGAUUAAAAGGCUUCGGACGGAGAACCGGCUCCUGAAACAGCGAAUUGAAACCCUAGAGAAGGAGAGCGCUGCUCUGGCUGAUAGGUUAAUCCAGGGGCAAGUGACACGGGCGCAGGAGGCGGAGGAGAACUACGUCAUCAAGCGGGAGCUGGCGGUGGUGCGGCAGCAGUGCAGCUCGGCGGCUGAAGACCUGCAGAAGGCGCAGAGCACUAUCCGACAGCUGCAGGAGCAGCAGGAGAACCCACGCCUCACAGAGGACUUCGUGUCCCACCUGGAGACAGAGCUGGAGCAGUCAAGGCUUCGGGAGACAGAGACACUGGGGGCCCUUCGGGAGAUGCAGGACAAGGUUCUCGACAUGGAAAAGAGGAAUAGCUCGCUGCCCGACGAGAACAACGUGGCGCAGCUGCAGGAGGAGCUGAAGGCGCUCAAGGUGCGAGAGGGCCAGGCGGUGGCCUCGACUCGGGAGCUGAAACUGCAGCUGCAGGAGCUCUCGGACACCUGGCAGGCCCAUCUGGCCCGCGGCGGCCGCUGGAAGGAGUCCCCACGGAAGCUCGUCCUGGGCGAGCUGCAGGAUGAGCUGAUGAGCGUGCGUCUGCGCGAGGCCCAGGCCCUGGCCGAGGGCCGCGAGCUGCGGCAGCGCGUGGUGGAACUCGAAACGCAGGACCACAUCCACCGCAACCUUCUGAACCGCGUGGAGGCGGAGCGCGCGGCGCUGCAGGAGAAGCUGCAGUACCUGGCGGCACAGAACAAGGGGCUGCAGACGCAGCUCAGCGAAAGCCGCCGCAAGCAGGCCGAGGCCGAGUGCAAGAGCAAGGAGGAGGUGAUGGCGGUGCGACUGCGGGAGGCGGACAGCAUGGCUGCGGUGGCCGAGAUGCGGCAGCGCAUCGCCGAGCUGGAGAUUCAGAGGGAGGAGGGCCGCAUCCAGGGCCAGCUGAACCACUCAGACUCAUCGCAGUACAUCCGAGAGCUCAAGGACCAAAUCGAGGAACUGAAGGCCGAGGUGCGGCUGCUGAAGGGACCGCCGCCCUUCGAGGACCCGCUGGCUUUUGAUGGGCUGAGCCUGGCGCGGCACCUGGACGAGGACUCGCUGCCGUCGUCAGACGAGGAGCUACUCGGCGUAGGUGUGGGCGCGGCCCUGCAGGACGCCUUGUAUCCUCUGUCCCCGCGGGAUGCGCGUUUCUUCAGCCAUCUGGAAAGGCCGGCCAAGGACAGCGAGGGCAGCUCAGACAGCGACCCCGAUGAGCUGGCCGCGCCCUACAGCCAGGGCCUGGACAACUGAGGCUGUGCCCCAAGCGCCCGGAGGCGGGAGGCCGCAGCCAGGGGGGCACCCGGGCCGUCCGCAUUCUGCCCCCCACCUGCCGCACUUGACAAACUCCGUGCCUCUGUGGCUCAGCCGCCCCGAAAGCGAGGCCCAGCAAGGCAGCACAGAGGGCAGGGUCCGGCCUGGGGCUCCUCAGGACCCCAGGGCAGGCUCUCCCUCCUCAGCAGUGUUUACCCAUCUUGAUCUGUACCCCUCCAGGCCCUCUGGCAUUCUAGGGGUGCCUGGAGGGGCUGACUGCCCUCUUAACAGGAGGGCAGAGGGCUGGGGACAGACGACCCAGAGGUCCCAGCACUGAAUGAGCAGGCAGCUCCCAGCUCCCAGCAGGCUUCCUUCUGGGACAGGGGCGGCACAACUGGGAAGCACCCAGAAGCUAGAUGAGACGUGAGGAAGGAGGGCGCCAGCUCUGGGCUGGACAUCAGCACCCCACGACACCCUUGGGAGGAGGUGACCCUUGACUAGCCCCUGGCUGUCUCUAGGGGAAUCAGGCUGCUGGGGACAGAAGGCCAGGCCGGCCUCUCCUGCCUGGUGCAGGCACCAUGGCCCCUGCAGCAGAAACCAAAGUCCCCCCUACUGUGUGCUGGGCCGCCUGGGGAGUGAGUGGCCAGCGGGAAGUCUCCCUGCUUCUCUGGGGCCAGAGCAGCUUCAAGGAAGUGAAGAGACCCUUCUCCCCAGCACCCUACAUCUUCCUCUGGGACACACUCGUGCCCCGUAUCCUGGCCAGUGAUGGAGGGGUAUCUCUGUGGGGGUCCUUGGCCUCCAUCAGUAGUACUUUCCUUUCUUCCUGUGUCCCCAGCCCCACCCUCAGCCAGGGCCAGGCCCCCGGGCAGGACCUUCCCAGUGGAGUGGCCUCCCCUAACCUCCUCCUGGUGGUCCCGUGGUCUCUGCUGAAUCAGAGCUGAGAACGGUGCCAAAAUCCAACGAUGCCCCCCAGGCCCCUUCCUCCCUGCUCCCCACCCCCCUGGGUCUCAUGACCCUGGGGGCUGACCCCCUCGGUGCUCCUGGAGCCUCCAGUAGAGUAGCGUCACAAGCAAUCUCCCUGGCGCUUCCUAGGGUGGGGACCCCUGCUCUGUCCCCCCUUCCUGCCCGCCCACUCUUCAGUGUUAUGAAGCCUGGGGACUGGGGCAGGCACCCUCGGGGCUCUCCCACACGUCCCCCACACUGCCCACCACCAUUUUGCACACUGCCUGUUCACUCCACAUGUCGCCCAGGCAGAAAGAUGGAAAAUAAAGUGUAUUUACAGAGUCA